AUGGCACAGCGGGUGUUUUUUCAUAUGGUGGCGCUGGUGUUGUGCCAGUUGCUGAAUCUCGGAUUAGUGGCGGCAAAGGUUCACAGGUUCAACUUCACCACUGGAUGGGUGACAGCCAGGCCAGAUGGAGUCGCGAAGCAGGUGAUUGGGUUCAACGGGCAAUGGCCACUGCCAGAUAUCCAUGUUGACAAGGGAGAUCGCGUGGAGCUGUACCUGACGAACGGGUUUGCAGACGUAGGGACCACGCUGCACUUCCACGGGCUGUUCCACAACAGCAGCGAGGGAAACCUGGCGGCCAUGGACGGACCGGACAUGGUGACGCAGUGUGGGAUUCCGCCGGGCCAGACGUACCUGUACAACUUCAGUGUGCCGACACAGGUGGGGACAUACUGGUAUCACUCGCACACGGGGGCGCAGUAUGCGGACGGGAUGCGCGGGGCGUUUGUCGUACACGACCCCGAUGCGCCGUUUGAAUACGAUGAGGAGAUGACCCUUAUGGUGGGCGACAUCUAUCACAAACCGUACACGCAGCUGGUACACGAGUUUCUGUCUAGAUACAACCCCACCGGCGCAGAGCCCGUGCCUCAGAAUUUGCUAUUUAAUAAUACGGUCGACGGGUCGCUGUACUUCAAGCCCAACAAAACGUACUUGCUACGGAUUAUCAACGGCGCUUUCUUUGUGUCGCAGUAUUUGUACUUGGAGGGGCACGAGUUCACGAUUGUGGAAACAGACGGUGUAUACGUCCAGCCGAACGCCACCAAUCUUCUGUAUCUGGCAUCUGGUCAGCGGGUAUCUGUUCUGGUGCACACCAAGGAGACGACAGACCGCAAUUUCGCUUUUAUGCAGCUUUUUGACGAGGACAUGCUAGACGACAUCCCCAGCUCGCUCCAGCUAAACCGGACUAAUCAUGUGAUCUACGAUGACAGCAAGCCGCGAGCCAAUCCGUACUUCCUGCCCGAUUACAACAACCCUGCCGAGGAGUUCUAUCUCACGCCGCUUCACGGCAAGCCGCUCUACGAGCACUAUGAUCGCCAAGUCGUAUUGGACCUUCAUAUGGAUAACCUGGCGGAUGGUGUCAACUACGCCUUUUUCAACAACAUCACCUACACGACACCAAAGGUGCCCACACUAACCACUGCACUCACCGCAGGCGAAUUUGCCAGUAACCCCCUGAUCUAUGGCAACGUCAAUCCAUUUGUGCUGCGCUACGGGGAGAUUGUCGAGAUCGUCAUCAACAACUAUGACGACGGGAAACAUCCCUUCCACUUGCACGGCCACAACUUCCAGUUGGUGCAGAAGUCACCAGCAUCCAUUAGUGAAGACGGAGAAACUGUCCGCUACAAUGAGUCUGCCCCGGUAAUGCCGUAUCCUGAGUUCCCUGCAACCAGAGACACCGUCGUGUUAGAGCCCAAUGGACACAUAGUGCUGCGUUUCCGGGCGGACAAUCCCGGUGUGUGGAUCUUCCACUGCCAUGUAAACUGGCAUAUGGAGCAAGGUUUAGCUGCUGUUUUUAUCGAGGCACCCCACGAGUUGCAAGCCGGGGAUCCCCUCUCUGACAACUACAGGCAAGUGUGUGCCGCCAGUAACAUCCCCAACGCAGGUAAUGCAGGAGGCAACUCUGCUAACUGGCUGGAUUUGAGCGACGCUCCUCGCCAGCAAGACCCCCUACCCGCCGGAUUUACCGCAAAGGGAUAUUUUGCGUUCGCUUUGACGACUUUGGCUGGCUUGCUUGGCCUAUAUACGAUCACGAACUUCGGUCUGCAGAAGAGUGUUAUUGACGAUGCAGAGAUGUACAAUAAGCUCUCUGUCCUACUAAAGGAAAACAAUGUUUUAGAUUAG
Eremothecium gossypii ATCC 10895 is the source of this 1839-nucleotide messenger RNA. RefSeq names its product ferroxidase FET5 (gene FET5). Bases 1 to 1839 code for a protein of 612 amino acids. Gene Ontology annotation, biological process: reductive iron assimilation; cellular response to iron ion starvation. NCBI's taxonomy places the organism in Eukaryota, Fungi, Ascomycota, Saccharomycetes, Saccharomycetales, Saccharomycetaceae. Gene Ontology annotation, molecular function: ferroxidase activity; copper ion binding. The transcript has a single exon. Gene Ontology annotation, cellular component: fungal-type vacuole membrane. The record is from RefSeq and is marked provisional.